CGUAGGAUUUAUGAAUAAUAAUAGUAUAACAAAGUAUUGAUAGUAUUGACGUAAACGAACACAUGGGGCUUAACGAGGUGUAUUCUGGCGAGUGAAUCCGUGUUACAAUUGAUUUGAGCCUUUCACUUUUUUCUUUCCGCGGGAUGAGUAAAAUAUAUAAAACCACACACACACACACAUACACACACUUUUUUCCCUUUCUUUUUUUUUUUAUUUUUCAUUUUUAAACAAAAUGAGACUUAUUAUCAGAAAUGAUUAUGAUGCUGUAUCCGAGUGGGUUGCUCACUAUAUCAAAGAACGUAUCAAUCAAUUUGGACCUACUAAAUCAAGACCAUUCGUAUUGGGUUUACCUACAGGAUCAUCACCACUGAGUACAUAUAAACGCCUAGUCGAAUUCUAUAAAGAAGGAAAACUCUCUUUCAAACACGUUGUUACCUUUAAUAUGGACGAAUACGUGGGUAUACCACGUUCACAUAAACAGUCUUAUUAUUCAUUCAUGUGGACAAACCUAUUUCAACAUAUCGAUAUUCCACUAGAGAACAUCAACUUUUUAAACGGUAAUGCUCCUGAUUUAGAAGCCGAAUGCGCAAGAUAUGAAGCAGAGAUAGCAAAGUAUGGUGGCAUUGAAUUAUUCAUUGGUGGCAUUGGUCCUGAUGGCCACAUUGCGUUUAACGAACCCGGUUCUUCAUUAACCUCUCGGACCCGUGUCAAGACGUUGGCUUAUGAAACCAUUAUUGCCAAUGCAAGGUUUUUUGAAGGCGAUAUUACAAAAGUGCCAAAACUAGCAUUAACUGUGGGUGUAGCCACUGUCAUGGAUGCUCGUGAAGUCUGUAUCAUCAUCACUGGUGCACACAGAAGUAUUGCACUGGCAAAAUGCGUAGAGGAAGGUAUCAACCAUAUGUGGACAGUAUCAGCCAUACAAAUGCACCCAAAGGGUCUUAUUGUGUGUGAUGAAGAUGCUACAUUAGAAUUACAUGUCAAGGUGUGUACAUACAUUAUAUCUAUAUAAACUGAUCCUUACACCCAUCGUAUAGACCGUCAAAUACUUCAAAUCAAUUGAACAUGUUCAUCAAUCACUUAUUGGACAAGAGAAUUUAGGUUUACAGGGCGAGUUGCUGUCACCAAA
Molecule: messenger RNA, 1126 nt
Organism: Rhizopus microsporus ATCC 52813
Lineage: Eukaryota; Fungi; Mucoromycota; Mucoromycetes; Mucorales; Rhizopodaceae
Product: glucosamine-6-phosphate deaminase 1
Exons: 5
Coding region: 233-1009 (258 amino acids)
Biological process (GO): carbohydrate metabolic process; N-acetylglucosamine catabolic process; N-acetylneuraminate catabolic process
Cellular component (GO): cytoplasm
Molecular function (GO): identical protein binding; glucosamine-6-phosphate deaminase activity
Source: RefSeq, a predicted model, not a curated record